This is a messenger RNA of Oenanthe melanoleuca, 7539 nucleotides long. Its product is annotated as cytochrome P450 2J2-like. Lineage: Eukaryota; Metazoa; Chordata; Aves; Passeriformes; Muscicapidae. Gene Ontology annotation, cellular component: cytoplasm; intracellular membrane-bounded organelle. The transcript has 10 exons. The record is from RefSeq and is a predicted model, not a curated record. Gene Ontology annotation, biological process: xenobiotic metabolic process. Gene Ontology annotation, molecular function: heme binding; iron ion binding; oxidoreductase activity, acting on paired donors, with incorporation or reduction of molecular oxygen, reduced flavin or flavoprotein as one donor, and incorporation of one atom of oxygen. Bases 555 to 2033 code for a protein of 492 amino acids.
CAAAGGGCCCCAGCCUGCAGAGCUGCAUCUGCAUCGGCUUCUCAGCACCUCCGUGAGCUCUGUGGGCUUUGGGAGCAGCUACACCCAAAGGACACGGCAAGUGGGAAGAGAUGGCUGGAGAGCUCGAGGCGUGGCUGGAGGCAGCUGCUCUGCCUGCCCUCGUCUGGUGGAGAUGAGAAAAUGACGGUGCUUGGUGCUGAGUUCCAGGACAGCUGUUUGCUUUCAGCCCACGUCACCCAGACACACGGAAACACGAAACUGAGUCAGAUGGUUUGUGAAAGGUUUGUGCAACCUUAUCUCGGAUGUCCCCUGAGACCUAGGGCUUGGCCAGGGACUCCUCGUACCAGGAAGCGAGCUGCUGUAAACAAGGAAAGCGUGAGGCUCUCGGAACAGCUGGAGACUCCCUGGCACUGAGAAGCUGAAACCGGGACACAGCACGCUGUGCCAGCACGUCACCCAUCUCGCCCUGGCCACGGGGGCUUCAGAGGUGCCCGUGAGCUCAACCUGCCUGGCUUGCUGUGGAACAUAUCCCUGCAGAGCCCCACCAUCCAGCCAUGCUGCACUUCCUCUGGGACAGCAUCUCCCUCCAGACAUUCCUCAUCUUUCUCUUCGUCUUCCUGCUCAUCGCAGACUACAUGAAGAACAGAAAUCCAAAGAAUUUCCCUCCCACCCCCCUCCGCCUUCCCUUUUUGGGGCACAUCUACCUCGUGGACUUCAAGGAUCCUUUGCUCGCAGUGCAGAAGCUAAGUAACAGAUAUGGUGACAUCUUUGGCAUGCACAUGGGCAGCAUGAAGUUUGUGAUGGUAAAUGGGAUCCGGCUGGUGAGGGAAGUGCUUGUAAACCAAGGGGACAAGUUCAUGGACCGCCCUGACCUUCCCCUCGACGAGGAGAUCUUCAGCAAGAUCGGACUGAUCUCCUCCAGUGGGCACCUGUGGAAGGCACAGAGGAGGUUCACCCUGACCACGCUGCGGAACUUCGGCCUGGGGAAGAGGAGCCUGGAGGAGCGCAUCCAGGAGGAGUGCCGGUACCUCGGGGAUGUGUUUGGGGAUGAGCAGGGGAAUCCUUUCAAUCCUCAGCUUAAAGUGACUAAUGCUGUUGCAAAUGUCAUCUGCUCCCUCAUCUUUGGCAAUCGGUUUGAAUACCAGGAUGAGGAUUUCCAAAGACUGCUGAAGCUGAUGUAUGAAACGACUGCUCUCCAUGGAGCCAUCACAAGCCAGCUGUACAACAAUUUCCCAUCUAUAAUGAAGUACUUACCUGGAGCCCACCAAACCAUUUUUAAAAACUGGAAGAUAUUGAAAAAUUUUAUGCGAGAGCAAAUCAACAAACACAAGGAGGACUGGAACCCCUCAGAGAGCCGGGACUACAUUGACAGCUACCUGCUGGAGAUCUCCAAGGACCACGACAGUGACACCUUCCGGGAGGAACACCUCACGGCCUGCACACUCGACCUGAUGUUUGCUGGGACUGAGACCACGUCCUCAACCCUCCGCUGGGCUUUGCUGUUUAUGGCCACACAUCCAGAAAUUCAAGCCCGGGUGCAAGCUGAGAUCGAUGCAGUCAUUGGCCAGGCACGGCCGCCAGCCCUGGAGGACAGGAACAACCUGCACUACACCAAUGCUGUCAUCCACGAAGUGCAGAGGAAAGGCAACGUUAUCCCUUUCAACGUGCCAAGAAUGGCAGUGGAGGAUGCCUAUGUGGAUGGCUACUUCAUCCCAAAGGGCACUAUUAUGAUGACAAAUUUAACCUCUCUGAUGUUUGACAAGAAUGAAUGGAAAAGUCCUGAGACUUUUAACCCUGAGCAUUUUCUGAAGGAUGGGAAGUUCUGGAAAAACGAGAAUUUUAUACCAUUUUCUAUGGGGAAGCGUUCCUGCCUGGGUGAGCUGCUGGCCCGUUCUGAGCUCUUCCUCUUCUUCACCUCCCUGCUGCAGAAAUUCACCUUCCAGGCACCCCCAGACACCACGUUCAGCCUCCAGCCCAUGAUAGGCAUCGCCUUAGCCCCACAGCCCUACAAGAUCUGUGCUGCGCCUCGGUAGGGAGCCCUUGGCCACUGUCCUCACGUGUCAGGGGUGCUGAAAACAAAUCCUUGACAAUCCAUGGGGAGGCUUAUAUAUUUCAAAGCAAUUGCAAAACCACUUCUUUUACAAGUAGACCUUGCACUCUGUAUCCCAUGAUGAUGUGAUCACAGGAUCAGACUGGGAGCUACCAGGGCAUUAUUAGGCUUGCCUUAUGGCAUUAUAAAUUAAUGAGGGGCUUGGGGCUUUCCUAAUUUUGUGAUGGAUGGCCAUGGUUCACCUUGGCAAAAUGAGGGACACUAGACACUGCACUGUAGAAGCUGUGGCUGGGUACAGUGGGAGAGCAAUACCAGCCUUUGUUUUAUAACAUUAACAUAAGUAUUAAUUUGACAUUUCCUUAAUAUGCACUUCUCUAGAAAAAGUCACUCUAUCACACCUGCCUCAAAAAAUCAAUAAAUGUUUAUCAAAGCAUUUUUGUCAUGAAGUGUUCUGCAAAGUGAAGGCCAACACAGGCCAUGUCCAGAACAGGCUGUGGGCUUUUGGCCAUGCUCUGUGUCUGCCCUUGCACUCCAGGAGGCUGGCACUGUGAAAGCAAAGGCAAUUCCUACAGAAGUGAUGGAAAAAAUGAUCCUGACAGCACAGCUGCAAUUACAAUAUGCAAAAUCCUCCCAGUGUACCUGCCCAGCCUCACAGAGUGGCUGGUGUGUCCAGGGGAAGUGGGGUGAGCGCCAGCAAUAUGAUGCAGUUAUGCUGCACUCAAGUCUAAUGAGGAAAAGGGUGCCUUGGAAAACAACAGCAACAAAUUCUGAACCAUCAUCUACACAAUGAAACAGUCCCAAGAUUGGCAACCAAUGGCUAAUUCCAGUAAAAAUACACUGAACUGGGAAACAGCUGCACCACAAGGAGCCUGUUGAGACCUCCAAGCAGAAGCUGCAGCUCCCAGAAGCAGGAUGGGGGCUGCCUCAGGAAAUCAGCACAGCACCAGAAACACACAACUCCAGCUCUUGCUCUCCUGCUGAGAAAAUGAGCAGAAAGCAAUCCUUUCCUCUCUUCAAUUUUCCCUGGAGUACAGCUCACCUCUUCCUAGAGGAAGCCAAUUUCUCCCAGGUGAACCCAGCUUCUGGCACAGCUCCUUCAGCACCAGCAGGGUGGGGAGUUCUGCCACCUCUGAUUUUCUGUGCCAGUGGAAACAAGAGUUUGGACUGAGACACUGCUCCUGGUACUUGAGGCUGUUUCACAGACCCCUAAGGUGGAGAAAUGAGAACAGGUGGUGGGACACAAACCAGUCCAUUUAUUAAAUGCAGACUUGUCUCAUCCCACUGCUAGGGAGAACCUGGUCAGCUCCAGCCCUCCAAACCCUCCUCUCAUGCCAGCUGCCCUCCUACGUGCUGCUGGCACAGACUCCCACACCUCCCCUUCCCAGGAGAAACAAAAGUCAUUUGACUUUCUAGACCUGACAUCCUUUCUUUUCCUUUCCUGAGAAGCUGAAGGAGAAGGCUGUAAGUGGGCUGCUUGCCUGGAAUUGACUGGGAACAGGGGAGGGGAACAGUGGUAAGUUUCUGCUGUGUGAGCAUUACUCCCAAAACAAUUCCAGUUCACAGGUGUCAUCUGACUGUUCUGUAGUACUUUUUACCCCAGUGCUUUGCUCAGAUUCCCAUUUCCUUUCCCAAGCUCUAUCCAAAAGCUUCCUCUGUAGGCCUCUGCUGGUUAAAUUACAAAAGAUUGCAUUUCACAGGCUUCUUGAAUAUUCUGCCCCUCCACCUAAACCAUUUCCCACACGUGACUGAUUGUCAGUUCCUCCUUUCCUUUGCACUCAGGGCUUUAAUCCUGCACUCCUCUUCCAGGAACAUCCCUCACCUGAACACACAGAACUCCUGCUGCAGUGCUUGGCUCUUCAGGAGCUGCCAGAAAGCUGCAAGCAAACAGGGUCAGGCCUGAACACAUCCUGCAGCUUGGCUCAGGCUUCCUGCACAGCUCAGCACUUCCUCCCUUCUCCCUCACACACCUGCAUGUGUUGGUGCUCAAUGUCUGAAACUGCUUUUAUGUCCAGCCUCAGAGAGCAGGAAAAACCGUUCUUCAAUAAUGGCUUCAGGCUCUCUGGGCCAGGCCCUUCCACACUGGGAAAAUCAACACAGCUCCUCAUCCCCAGACCUUCACUCUGGAAGGCUGAAGGCUGCCAGCCCUUCACCAACAGCACUUCUGGGCUGGGUUGGUGCUCAGAGAAUGAGAGCUGACAAUGGGACUAAGAAUAGAGCACAUCAAUCACCUGCAGAGCAGGCUGGACAUGGCAGACAGUUUUCAGCAAGAACAGUGAUUCAGAGCUGCACCUGUCCUCUGUGUCCUCUCAGGUGGGGCUGAGAACAGGCAGAGACUCUCACCUACUGCAGCAGCAAUAAUUACUGAGGUCACCUCACAGCUCAUCUGCAGAGGGGUUGAAUCUUUUCACAAGGCCCCUUGCCCAGCUGUGACACAACUGUCUGUGGGCUGAGCAGAGGGAAGCAGCUUUGGGAGGAAUGAACUGGAAACAGCAGAGGAGAGCAGCACAACUCAUUACAUCCAUACCCUCAUUACAAUACAUGUCUAUCCUGAAACAGCAGAUUUUAGAUGGUGUAAAUGUACCAACAUAUGGAACCAGGUCAUGCAUUGCCCAGAAACACCACCUAGGAACCAUUAAAUACAUGGCUUGGAAUAAAGACACCAAAGAAUUCAUUUUAAAAAUCUUUAUGUGAAUAUAAAAGAAUUUUUCCCAAAGAAAAAAAUAAAACCAAAAGUUUAAAAAUUAGUGCAAUUUUUCAAGUUCUAUGCAACACAGUGUUUACAUUUGUUUUAAACAGAAGAUGUAGACACCGAUACACUGAAAACCUUAACUCCAGCUUUAGGGGAAGGGGAAAAAGAAACAAGUAAGAAAAUUAUUGUACUAGACAUUACCAACUCCUAAACAAUUGUUUUCAUUUUCUAAUUUCUAAACUAUUUAUGGCUACCUAAAUAGAACAUCAGUAUUGCUUAUAUUACUUAUUUCCAAGUAAGUGUAUAUCAUAGAAAAUAGAAUACCCAUAUAUUCUUUUUUUGAACAAAAUUUAAUGAACAAAAAAAUCAGGUGAAAAUUUAUUUUCAGUGAAUGUUUCUUAAUCCACAUAAUAAAGUUGUUGCAAAAGAAUCUUCUCAAAACUGCUGCCUGACCCAUCUUGAGUAAAAGAACCUACUAGUCCAUAUUUUGUAUUAUUGCUAUAAAACACUUCUAUUCCAUAGUAAUUAAUCUUAUAUAAAAAUAAUUAACAAAUUAUAUGUCAAUCAGAAUGUAUUUUUUGUUUCUUUGGAUCUACAUUACCCGUUUUACUGGAAACUGGCUAAAUUCCUAAUAAUGCUGUUUAACUUCAGCAGUAUUCAGUGAUUUCACCCCAUAUUUGAGUCAUCUCUGAACUGUGCUGAUGGGAUGGUACAAAUUCACCUUUCAGGAGAGCCAAGGGGCCCCUCUGUUCCUCCUGCCUCAGCAGUGGUGCAUCAAAGGACACGGAUUUAGAGAACAUGUGUUGGACACAACUCAGCUGUAACACAGCAAUUCUUUUAGCAGCUUUUUGGUUUGACAUGAGUAAAGCAAACAUUAAAAUGAUCCUGAUCUAAUGGUCCUUCCUGCAUAGGCAGAUGAGCUGAAGUAAAUACAACACCAUGGCUUAUAAUCCAGUAUUUAUUUCCACACAUCAGUUCCUCAUUCACAGGACAGAACCCAGGUUUAACCACUAGUAGAACAGCUGCUUUUAAACAGGUUCUCAGUCCCAAAGAAACCCUUGAGUGAUAUUCACAGGCUUCACUCUUAACAGUUUGGAAAAGCCCCAAAUAAGCAACAUUUUGUCCAAUACCUGAAAACCAGAUUCAUUUUGGCAACCCCAACAUAAUUACUGGGGACAAUUGUGCCCUGAAAAAGGCUGAUCCCUGCCUGUAGUUCAGGACUUAAAUUCUUCCAUCACUAGUCAGAAGACAAACUUCCAAUUAAAUGAUAGGGAGGUUCUUAGGUUUUUUUGGUCCCAGGGUCUGCAGUUUUGAGAAGUGUAAGUCAAAGACAUUUUCUCCAAGUUUGCCACUAUUCAGCACCUGACAGACUACUGACACAGCUCCACUACUGGGAGAAGUACAACAAAUCAAGCCUACCAACUACAUGAGUAUUUGAAGGACAUCCAUGAAAGUUUCCAUGCUGCAAAGAACAAAGGUUAAGAGACCCACUCAACACCAUCAGAGACAGCUCCACACUUCACUAGAACACACCAAAUACCAGACUUUAGGAAUGGAAGCAUCUUGCUAACACAACCUCCUGCUCCACUGCUCACCACCACCUCCCUCCCACCCACAGCACUGGCAGACUAAAUAUGCAACUGUACCUUAAAAACACCAACUCCACUAACACCACUGCAGCAAUAAAAGACCUCAAAACCCACGAGGUAGUCCAAAGAAGCAUGAAGUCCUGAAGAACACCACCACAGACAGCUCUCCAACAGCCACAGAUCUGCCUCAUGCCACACUCAGCACGACACUGGCUUUUAAACAAUGCCUUUUGAAGGAGAAAUCUGCUGAAUGCCUAUUCAUACAUACAGCACUGUAAAACAACCACCACAACUAAGAAGCAACCCUAAGUAUCAAAAAUGAAUGCUUGCCUUUUCUCUGGCAUUACAUGCAAUGCCCAAUUAAAAAUUUAAGAUGUUGGGGAAGGAAGAAAUCAAAGGACAAGCUAUAGUGAGGGGCAGACAAAAUGUCUGUCCAAAUGUCACAAUUCAAAACCUGAUAAUUCUGUAAAGCUAAACCCUGUUCUCAAAUCAAAGAUGGCCUUAAUGGUGAGACAGGUGUGCUUUCAUUCUCACAGGCAGCUGAAUUUUAUAUUAGAUGGUGGUCUGGUACAGCACCCUCAAAUACUUAAUUUAGGUGUAUUCAUUUCAUUUUAAGAGCUGCUGCAAUUUUAUUAACUAUGGGUAUAAUUAACUUUUUCUAGACCCUUUGCAAGUAACAGACAUUAACAGGUUUCCUAAAAUACAAUUCAAAACAAGAGUUAGACAUUUGGGAAAUAAAGUCACAAGUUUUGUGAAAGACAGCAACUUCCUGGACACAGAUUUCAGAUUAUCAACCCCCGUUUCAUCUUCUAUUGAACUAUUACAGUUUAUGCACUUUUCUCCCUGCCAACAAACAAUCUCUGCUGCCAGUAACUGCCAAAGUCAUCUCUCAUUCCUCUGCCUAGCACAGUUAGUUCAGAAUAACUGAGUGAAACUACAUUUAAAAAAGAGGAAAUGCAAUUUCCAUGCACAGGGUUGUAUAAAUAGGUUGAAAUAAAUGGGGCUUCUUCCCACCUAAUCCCCUUUCUGCAAAUAAAUGCAGUAUACCAAUAUGCCAGACUUUUAAAAUACAGCCCAGACUUCUAAGUUAGUAUAGCUUUUUUCUUACCUAGGAGAAGACAAGCUUUUUUGGCUUAAGUGAUUUCAACUUCUUAAAGACAGGUUUUCCUCAGUGUAUAUAUGCACCAACUUAAGCUUUGCUUUUUUUUUUU